CCUUCCAAUCCCUCCUCAUCAAGGGAGCCCAUUCCCGCCCCCAAGGCACCUCAAGCGUCAUCAACAUCAGCAGCAUUGCGGCAAGACUCAACACACCUGGGCCCGGAGCAUGUAUGGCUUAUGGUGUGACGAAAGCAGCAUUGGACAAACUCACGCUCGUUCUCGGGACGAGUUUUGCUGGGAGGGGUAUCCCGAUUCGGGUGAACGCGUUGCAGCCUGGCGCGUUUGCGUCGCAGCUGAUAGGUCCUGAUAUUUUGGAGAUUAUCAAGACGAAGCCUGCACCUGGUGCUGUGGCGCCGAUACCCGCCAGGAGGCAUGGGUCUGAUGCAGAGAUUGGGAUGACGGCGAUCUACCUGGCAGUAUCGGAUUAUACGAACGGGGCGGUUUUGUGUGUUGAUGGCGGAACAUCGCUGGUAAACCCUUGAUUGCUUUGUUGUU
This is a messenger RNA of Guyanagaster necrorhizus, 438 nucleotides long. RefSeq lists its product as uncharacterized. The record is from RefSeq and is a predicted model, not a curated record. The transcript has 3 exons. NCBI's taxonomy places the organism in Eukaryota, Fungi, Basidiomycota, Agaricomycetes, Agaricales, Physalacriaceae. The coding region runs from base 114 to 425 and encodes 103 amino acids.